UUAGGUAUUGAAAGUUACCAAGAAGAUAUGUAUGACGAUCUUCUCAAAGGUAACCAAUACGGAUAUGAGUCAGAUGAAGAAGACCAUAGAUGAGAUGAAGGACAAGAAGUCUGAAGCUGUUUCGAAGAAGGAUUUUGAAGCUUUAUUGAGUAAAGCGAAAUCGGGUGAUCUGAAGAGUCUGCUGGAACUCAAGCAGGGAUUGAAAGGUUUGAUCCAGGAAGCUAAGGACAAGAAACAGUUGCCACCUGCUGCCCACGAAAUCGUUGAUCCUUAUUUGAGCAAGGCGAAGAAGAUCGAUGCAAAGUACAUUUUGGAUCUGAUGGGGAAGGGAUUGAAUAUACUGAAGAAGAAGUUGGAUGAACCUGUGGCUAAGCCGGGAGAGAGAAGACCAAUGAAAUUCCCUUACACUUUCUCGGCGAAGAUUGCCCAAUUUCCAUGGGUGUAUUACGCCAAGAACAAUUGGAUCUAUAGAUACUACUUCAUUUCGCUGAUUUGCUGCCUACCAAUUUUCAGUAAAAUUUCAAAAUUAUCAAAUUCUGAGGGCAACAAGAAGAAGUGGCAAGCAAGUUUGGAUAAGGAAGAGGCGGAAUACAAAGAGCAUCACCAUUAA
Molecule: messenger RNA, 610 nt
Organism: Nicrophorus vespilloides
Lineage: Eukaryota; Metazoa; Arthropoda; Insecta; Coleoptera; Silphidae
Exons: 2
Coding region: 32-610 (192 amino acids)
Source: RefSeq, a predicted model, not a curated record